ACUAUUUUAGAAAUUAAGAUGAGAAUUUUAACUGCAAAAGUCUCUACUAUGGCUUUUCAAGUUAUGCUUGCCCAGGCUCUGACAACAGAACAUGAAGAGACUGCUGGCCUUUUGAUAGGAAAUGUAAGCAUGAGUUUAGUUAAACUUCAGACUGCCCCUCCAGUCAGCAAUGUUUUUUCCGUUCUUCCACUUAUUCGAACUUUCAAGAGGAAGGAUAGGGUUGAAAUUUCCAGUGAGCAGCUGGCGAACGCCUCAGAUAUCUGCGAGAGUUUGUCUAAAAAUACUGGAGAAAAUUUGAGAGUUAUUGGAUGGUAUCACUCCCAUCCCCACAUUUCUUUCCUGCCCAGUCACGUUGAUGUCAUGACCCAAUACAAUUAUCAAGCUAUGGAUGCUGACUUUAUAGGACUAAUAGUAUCGGUUUUUGAGCGCGCCCGGCAGCCAAUGGUCAGUCUUUUGAUUCAUUUUUACGUGCUUUACUUUAGUUGA
This is a messenger RNA of Protopolystoma xenopodis, 486 nucleotides long. Lineage: Eukaryota; Metazoa; Platyhelminthes; Monogenea; Polystomatidea; Polystomatidae. The record is from the annotation of a GenBank genome assembly.